Molecule: messenger RNA, 774 nt
Organism: Babesia sp. Xinjiang
Lineage: Eukaryota; Apicomplexa; Aconoidasida; Piroplasmida; Babesiidae
Product: Proteasome subunit alpha type-4-2
Exons: 1
Coding region: 1-774 (257 amino acids)
Biological process (GO): ubiquitin-dependent protein catabolic process
Cellular component (GO): proteasome core complex; proteasome core complex, alpha-subunit complex; nucleus
Source: RefSeq, a predicted model, not a curated record
AUGUCACGUCGUUACGAUUCUAAGACUACAACCUUCUCUCAAGAGGGGAGACUCUACCAGGUGGAGUAUGCCCUCGAGGCUAUAAACAAUGCCAACCUUACCGUCGGCCUUCUAUGUGACCGUGGAGUAGUCCUUGCAGCUGACAAACCUAUUAGUACACAGCUCCUGGACCCAGGGAGAAUUAAUGAGAAGCUAUACAAGUUGGAUUCUCACAUGUUCUGCGCUGUUGCAGGAUUGACUGCUGAUGCAACGGUUCUUAUAAACAUGUGUAAGCUUUACGCGCAACGACAUCGUUAUACUUUUGGCGAACCUCAGUGUGUUGAGCAGCAUGUUGUGCAAAUUUGUGAUUUAAAACAGAGCUAUACCCAAUUUGGUGGCCUUCGACCAUUCGGGGUCAGUUUCCUUUUCGCCGGUUGGGACUCACACCUGGGGUUCCAACUAUAUCAUACUGACCCUUCUGGUAACUAUUCAGGGUGGAAGGCUACAGCUAUUGGCCACAACAGUCAACCCGCACAAUCUAUGUUACGUCAAGAAUGGAAAGAGGGUCUUGAUUUGGAUGAUGCUUUGCAUCUUGCCGUUAAGGUGCUUACUAAAUCUAUGGAUUCAACUUUACCAAAAGCAGACAAGAUAGAGGUUGGGAUUCUUUGGAGGGGGCCAUCGGGUGACUCUAAACCAUCUGUAGAGAUGGUCUCUGAGGACCGUGUUGCGGCAAUACUUGCUAAGGUUACUGCCGAAGCUGCUGCUAAGGCUGCAGAGUCGGAAAACUCGAUGUGA